Messenger RNA from Punctularia strigosozonata HHB-11173 SS5, 948 nucleotides. Its product is annotated as WD40 repeat-like protein. Gene Ontology annotation, cellular component: histone deacetylase complex. The transcript is spliced from 2 exons. The coding region runs from base 1 to 948 and encodes 315 amino acids. Gene Ontology annotation, biological process: regulation of transcription by RNA polymerase II. Lineage: Eukaryota; Fungi; Basidiomycota; Agaricomycetes; Corticiales; Punctulariaceae. The record is from RefSeq and is a predicted model, not a curated record. Gene Ontology annotation, molecular function: protein binding; transcription corepressor activity.
AUGUCCGCUGCAAAUCAUCUCCUGAACGUGUUCCGUGACAGACAGGUCAUCGCUAUGGAAGGGCACGAAAGUCUUGUGACGUCCGUCGCGUUCUCACCAGGUGGCUCGCAAGUCGCGUCGGGCUCCUGGGAUAAUACGGUCCGAAUUUGGAACGCGGACACCGGAAAGGAAAUCCGCGAGCCUUUACGGGGGCACACUGACUGGGUCCGAUCGGUGUCGUUUUCCCCCGAUGGAAAGCGCCUUGCCUCGGCCUCACAUGACAGGACCGUGCGACUGUGGGACAUGGAGACAGGGCAGCGGAUCGGGCAGCCGCUCGAAGGGCAUACAGACGUGGUCCAGAAUGUCGCAUUCUCACCCGACGGCAACCGCAUCGUCUCGGGCUCACGCGACGAGACGCUCCGACUCUGGGACGGGCAGACGGGACAGGCCAUCGGCGAGCCUUUACGGGGUCACUCUGCCUAUGUUAACAGCGUCGCAUUUUCACCGGAUGGGAAGCACAUCGCCUCUGGAUCCAGCGACCACACGAUUCGACUCUGGGACGCCGAGACAGGCAAGCCAGUCGGGGACCCGCUGCGAGGCCACGACCACUACGUUUUGUCAGUUGCAUAUUCCCCCGAUGGCGCGCGCAUCGUCUCGGGCUCCGACGACAAGACGGUCCGGAUCUGGGACACUCAAGCAAGACAGACGGUGUUGGGGCCAUUGGAAGGGCACGAAAGCAUGGUCUACUCCGUUGUAUUCUCGCCGGAUGGCCAGUACAUCGUCUCCGGCUCCGACGACGGCACGAUCCGGAUAUGGGACGCGCAGACGGGACACACCGUGGCGGGGCCUUGGCAAGCUCACGGUGGCCUGUAUGGGGUCUACUCCGUCGCGUUCUCGCCCGACGGAAAGCGCAUCGUCUCGGGCGGCGAUGACCGCAUGGUAAAAAUAUGGGAAGCAGAGAUCUAUUAG